AUGGGACCUCAGAGGCUCAGACUCACAGCCACAGCCACAGUCACAGUCACAGUCACAGCCACAGUCACAGUCACAGUCACAGUCACAGUCACAGUCACAGUCACAGUCACAGUCACAGUCACAGUCACAGUCACAGUCACAGUUACAGUCCCAGUCACAGACACUAGUAGAGGACUAGAGUCUCAGACUCCCUCAGAGUCUCAGAUGCAGAACUGCGGCGAAGGGAGACGGUCGAGAAAGCCUCACGCAGGAGAGUGUCUAAGACUCUUAGUGGGUGGGGGUCACAGACUGAGACAGCCUGACAAGUGA
Molecule: messenger RNA, 309 nt
Organism: Sphaeroforma arctica JP610
Lineage: Eukaryota; Ichthyosporea; Ichthyophonida
Exons: 1
Coding region: 1-309 (102 amino acids)
Source: RefSeq, a predicted model, not a curated record